Messenger RNA from Haemonchus placei, 1329 nucleotides. Lineage: Eukaryota; Metazoa; Nematoda; Chromadorea; Rhabditida; Trichostrongylidae. The record is from the annotation of a GenBank genome assembly.
AUGUUGUGGACGAGUCUCAUCUGUCUUUUUGCCUUGUGCCAAGCACAAGAAAUCAAACAAUUGCCCGGGGUUGGCUUUGAAUUGAAUUUCAAGCACUAUUCCGGUUUCUUCCAAGUCUCCGACACACAUCUGCUUCACUAUUGGUUCGUUGAGUCUCAGAAUGAACCCGAAAAGGAUCCGCUGAUCUUCUGGUUCAACGGUGGACCAGGUUGUUCCUCGUUGGACGGCCUUCUCAACGAGAUGGGACCGUAUGUGGCAAACUACGACGGAAAGAGCCUCAGGGAAAACCCUUACUCCUGGAAUAAGAUGGCCUCUGUGGUAUACAUCGAGUCCCCAGCAGGAGUCGGAUACUCCUAUUCCACCGACGGGAACAUCACCACUAAUGAUGAUCAGACUUCACUUGAGAACUACGAGGCCGUCAAGGGAUUCUUCAAUACUUUCCCUCAAUUCCGACAUCACGCUACCUACAUCAUGGGAGAAUCAUACGGAGGUGUGUAUGUACCGACACUGACGGCAAGAAUCGUUGAUGGCCAAAAGGACUUCCCCAUCAACCUGAAGGGAAUGGCACUUGGAAAUGGUUAUGUAAAUGAGAAGCUGAAUAUCGACACUUCCAUUCGCUAUGCCUACGGCCAUGGGAUCAUCGAUGAAAAGACAUGGAACACCCUCGAAAGGGAUUGCUGCAAAGGCUGCAUCGAUUCCUGCGAUUUUACUCAGGUUACCGGUCAUUGUGCCACGAUGGUCGAGGACAUCUUCCAGUUCCUUUGGGCUGGUGGACUGAAUCCCUAUGAUCUGUACAGAGACUGUGACCCGAACCCGGCAAUCAACGGUGAAAGGAUGACCCAUAUGCUUAAAGGUGAGUUGCUGCCGGUUACAAAUCGUCUGUACUAUGCUCCAUGUCUCAACGACACAGAUGUGAUAACAUACAUGAAUGAUGCCAAAGUUCGAAAAGCCCUUAACAUUCCUUUCAACCUGCCUAAAUGGGAUAUCUGCAGUAAUCAAGUCACUAGCACCUAUCAGAAGCAGUACGGAGACAUGGCACCGUUCAUUAAGAAGAUCGUCGCUGCAAAUGUCCGAGUACUCCUUUACUAUGGAGACACUGACAUGGCAUGCAACUUCAUGAUGGGUCAACAAUUCGCCGAUCAACUCGGAUUGAAGCGAACACUCGGCAAAACUCCAUGGAAGUUUGAUCGUCAAAUCGCUGGAUUCAAGACGCUAUUCAAAGGACUCACCUUCAUCACAGUACGAGGUGCGGGUCAUAUGGCACCACAAUGGAGAGCUCCUCAGAUGUACUACGCUAUUCAACAAUUCUUGCUCAAUCAUCCUAUUUAA